GGGCGAGUGGAUUUGUUGUCAGUGUUCGAUUUUCUUCUUGACUGUACCGGCCUGGUUUCACACCCCACUAAAACUAUAAUACAUAAUUUAUCAUGUCAAUGACAUAUAGUGUCCUUUCUGUUUCCUUAACCAGUUGUUUGCGGUACCUAUUUCGACUACCUUGAACACUGGGAACGAGUCAUGACGUCACAUCCGGAUCUUAAUAUUCUCACGGUGUAUUAUGAAAGUCUAAUACAGGACACGGUUAACGAGUUAAAGCGCAUACAGUCGUUCCUCGGCGUAAAGAAUACGGACGAGCGCCUACAGGAAGUGACGUCACGGUGUUCCAUCGGGAACCUGCGAGAUGACGUACAGUCGGGCCGGACACGUACAAUGUUGCUUGACAAGGACAAGAAGCCGUUUAUAUUCAGGAAAGGCAGUAUUGGAGAUUGGCAGAACUAUUUGACGGUCUCCCAGAACGCCAUGUUUGAUCGCGUUAUAAAGGAUCGCGUUGAGAACAGUAUGUUCAAGUUCCAGUACCUACCUAGUGCACCCUCACACAAACUGUAGACACACAGAUUGACUGUCUCUUCGUGGCUAAAAGGGCAUUUUGAUCGUGAUUUUACAAGCUCAUUGUGAACUUUCAUAUUUUAGAUCUUGUACUCCUAAUACACCUGUCAAUUGUAACCACGCCCCCAUAGGUCCGGGGGUAUACCGGGUAUGUGUUAACCUUCC
Messenger RNA from Mya arenaria, 714 nucleotides. Its product is annotated as cytosolic sulfotransferase 1-like. The record is from RefSeq and is a predicted model, not a curated record. Lineage: Eukaryota; Metazoa; Mollusca; Bivalvia; Myida; Myidae. The transcript is spliced from 3 exons. Bases 181 to 549 code for a protein of 122 amino acids. Gene Ontology annotation, molecular function: sulfotransferase activity. Gene Ontology annotation, cellular component: cytoplasm. Gene Ontology annotation, biological process: sulfation.